Molecule: messenger RNA, 2756 nt
Organism: Coregonus clupeaformis (lake whitefish)
Lineage: Eukaryota; Metazoa; Chordata; Actinopteri; Salmoniformes; Salmonidae
Product: phosphoglycerate mutase 1
Exons: 4
Coding region: 170-934 (254 amino acids)
Biological process (GO): glycolytic process
Molecular function (GO): intramolecular phosphotransferase activity
Source: RefSeq, a predicted model, not a curated record
GAUUGCUGUAAAACACAAGAGCGAGAAAAUAACCAAUCGCAUCACUCGCAUCCUCUAGUGUCAGAUAUAGCUGUCCGUGUCCAUCCAUUCUGUUGCUGUCUUUUCAACUUGAACAGCGGCGUUUACUCCUCAUUUUCGGAGCUUAAUCAACGCAAAAUAAUAUAUCACUAUGGCCGCCUACAAGCUGGUGUUGAUCCGCCACGGAGAGAGCAACUGGAACCAGGAGAAUCGAUUCUGCGGCUGGUUUGACGCAGAUCUGAGUGAGACUGGAGAACGGGAGGCGAGGAGAGGAGGACAGGCCCUGAAAGAUGCUGGCUAUGAGUUUGAUGUGUGCUACACCUCAGUCCUGAAGAGGGCCAUCCGCACUCUGUGGCUGUGUCUGGACAGCAUUGACCAGAUGUGGCUUCCCGUCCACCGAACCUGGCGCCUCAACGAGCGCCACUAUGGUGGCCUGACUGGGUUAAACAAGUCGGAGACUGCUGCCAAGCACGGAGAGUCUCAGGUGAAGAUAUGGAGGCGGAGCUUCGAUAUCCCUCCUCCCACUAUGGACCCGGACCACGACUUCUACACCGUCAUCAGCAAGGACCGUCGUUAUGGCGACCUGUCGGAGGAGCAGCUUCCGUCCUGUGAGAGCCUGAAGGACACCAUCGCCCGGGCACUGCCCUACUGGAACGACGAGAUUGUCCCCCAGAUCAAACGGGGCAAGAGGGUUCUCAUUGCUGCCCACGGCAACAGCCUCAGGGGCAUUGUCAAGCACCUCGAGGGUAUGUCAGAGGAAGCCAUCAUGGAGCUGAACCUGCCCACAGGCAUCCCUAUCCUGUACGAGCUGGACAAGAACCUGAAGCCUGUCAAACCCAUGCAGUUCCUGGGGGACGAGGAGACCGUCAGGAAGGCUAUGGAGGCCGUGGCAGCCCAGGGCAAAGCCAAGAAGUAGAGGGAGAGAGAGGGGGCACUUUGUGUAUCGUGGAGUAGGAAGUUGCGCUUAUUCACAGAUCUAGGAUCAGAUUUUAUAUUAGCCUCCCACCAAUUCCCAACCUUUAAUUAGGGAGGAAGCAUGUAUAACUGACCCUAGAUCAGUCUCUAUGGGAAGCUUCAUUCUACUCCAUGUGGCACAGAGUAGGGGAAAAGGGAUAUGGGUUGGAGGAGAGGGUCAAUAAUACUACAGCUCUCAAAGGAGCUGUCACACACACUGUACAUGAAGUCCAAGAAACAGAGGAACUUAGAAUGUGUGUUCGUAUUCAACUCUACUGUGCAUAGAAAGUCUAAAAUGUGUAAGUCACUCUGGAUAAGAGCUUCUGCUAAAUGACGGAAAUGUAAAACAUUUGAAUUAUAAAGCAACUAAUAAGUUAGUAUAGGUGGAUAUUUAUUGACCAAGCCACUUAUAUGGGGACCACUGACUACACACUCAAAUCACACAGUCAUCAUUCAACUGGCUUAUUAUUGUGUCUGUAAGACAAAAAAAGUGUUUCCCCUGUUUGACGAUGGAUCACUGAGAUUGCUAAUGUGGUGAUAAAACCUCAAUUUAUUUGAAAAUAGUUAGUCUUGCGUUACUAUACUUCCAAGUCUUUGCUAGAAAGUAGUAUAUAUUUAGAUGUUAUAGAAGAAUAAUAUUUGCACUUAAAAAACGUAAACAGUAAUGUGAUUCCUACCGGUGGGGGAAAAAAAUAGGCCAGCUAGUUGUUUGACUGAUCUCAUAGCAAAUUAAAGAACACCACAAAAAGGGAGAAAGAAUGGAUAUUUCCACAACACACACAGAUGUACUAGUUCUACUUUUUAUUUUCCACUGCUCUGUCUGUGGUUGUACAAUUCACUGUAAAACCACCUCAGAAGUUGGAAGACAGUGUCCAUCUCCUUUAAGAUCUGUGGCAGAGACGGAAUACCUCUUUCUCCCCUGCCCCCUUUCCUAGCCUUGGAUGGUGCUCCUGUGUGUCAUGUACAUGUCUAGUACUGCUGUUUGUGACAUGUCUUUCCAUCCCAUUUCCUCUUGAGUAGUGUCUCAUGGAUACUGUUUUGUCAAUGGGAUCAAACAUUUGGUACCUGCAAUGUCGAUCUGUUUCUGCUUUAGCCUACAUCAGUGGCAUUCAGGGCUAAACAUUCAUAGAUGCAGAUAGAAAUAGAUUGCACAUAACAGACCAACUCGCUUCUUCCAAGGCCAAGCGAGCUGAUUAGAUUAUAUACAUUUUCAUUUUUAUCUGCAACUUUAUGAGAAUUCACAACCUAUGAAUAGGCCCAUACUCUUAGUUUCCCUUAGCUACCCUGUCUGCUGCUAGAAUCACUAUUCUACUCUGAAAGUAUUUAUACUGUGUUAACUUUACUUUGGUGGGAUAACUUGAUGAUGUUUGCCUUUUCUGUUCGUAACACCUCUAAAUGGGGAAACUGCAAUGCAGGUACCCAUUCCUAUAGGAUAGGGAUGUAACUCAGUUGGUAGAGCAUGGCGUUUGCAACGCCAGGGUUGUGGGUUCGAUUCCCACGGGGGGCCAGUAUGAAAAAUAAAUAAAAAAUAAUGUAUGUGCUAACUAAGUAAGUCACUCUGGAUAAGAGCGUCUGCUAAAUGACAAAAAAUAUAUAUAUAAUAAUAUGCCUGCUCUAUCCUUCCCCAGCUGUUCCUUUGACAUUGUUGCCAAUCUUCUGACUGAAAGGAAAAUCCUUUGGAAUAAAGGUUAUUUAUUAGGGUUCAACUUCAUUGCGAUGCACUGUUUCUGAAGCCUGUGCUGAGCCAAUAAAUGUGUGGAAAAAUAAAAACAUGGAUUUUGUCA